GGUCUCCUAUGCCGGUAGUCAUCAUGGAUGACUAUCCCAUCCAGGGCCUGUUGGCCCUUUCUGUAUUAUUGGGGCCCUUGUUCAGGCUGAUGUUCCCAUUGGGGUUCGGGCCUGUGUGCACGUCCCGUAUGCUGAUGCGGUCUGGAACAGUGAAGCCUGGCCCUACACCUGCGGAGCAGGCAGAAAUAGACCGCAGGCUGGCAGAUAAGAAAAAGGAGAAAGAAGCAAAGAAAAAACAGAAAGAAGAAGAAGCAAGAAAGAAGAUGAAAGAGAAGAUGGAGAGAGAGUUGGAGGAAGAAUUGAAAAGUAUAGAAGAAGAAGAACAACAACAACAAGAAGAAGGAGAAGUGUUGGAAAGACGUCGUCGCCAAGACAUACCUGAAAGCAGCACAACGCCCCACCUUCCCGUUGAACCGCUGGACUGGGGCAGCCGGUACUAUUACUACAGCGAGCCGUUAAAAGAAUCUGAUGAAGAACGGGAUGCGUUCAUCGCCAAGUUGGCCACUAUUAACGACACCGUUGAACGAAACCUGAUGUUGGAGGAGAAACGGGCUGAGCUAAAUCGCAGGCUAUUGGCCGCUAGACGGCAAGAGGUGGAAGACAAGAAAAGAUUGCAGGCAGAAGGGGAUAAAUUGCAGAAAGCUCUAGAAGCACAAAAGGAAAACCCCUCUGCAACUGAAGCAGAACUUGCACUCCUCAGGGAGGCCGUCCUCAACACGAGGCAAAACGUGGACUUAAUGCGGCAGAUCUUGCAACGUGUAGAAACACAUCGGGUUGAAUUUGAGAAUGUCUGGAAUAACUUCGUAGAAAAGUCAGCAAAGGACGUUGACCAACAUGUGUAAACUUACAUCCAGGCUUUGGACGAACAUAUUAAUAAAGUCUUCACCCCGGAGGUCGUAGAUAAGAUUGUAAAGGGAGCUGGAGGCGACGGAGGAGAUGGAGAUGGCGACGACAAUGAUGACAAGAAAGGGAAGAAGAAGAUUGAGGAUUCAAAGGGCCAACCUUCCCGGGAACCCGGACAGACUAACAAAAUUAAGCUUAAACU
This is a messenger RNA of Chara braunii, 1045 nucleotides long. The record is from the annotation of a GenBank genome assembly. NCBI's taxonomy places the organism in Eukaryota, Viridiplantae, Streptophyta, Charophyceae, Charales, Characeae.